Amphimedon queenslandica is the source of this 2861-nucleotide messenger RNA. Its product is annotated as protein bicaudal D homolog 2-like. The record is from RefSeq and is a predicted model, not a curated record. Gene Ontology annotation, molecular function: dynein complex binding; cytoskeletal adaptor activity; dynactin binding. Gene Ontology annotation, cellular component: cytosol; Golgi apparatus. The transcript has 5 exons. Gene Ontology annotation, biological process: protein localization to organelle; microtubule anchoring at microtubule organizing center; regulation of microtubule cytoskeleton organization. NCBI's taxonomy places the organism in Eukaryota, Metazoa, Porifera, Demospongiae, Haplosclerida, Niphatidae. The coding region runs from base 22 to 2691 and encodes 889 amino acids.
CUUCCACCAGGCAUUAUAUAAAUGAAGAGAGAGAGAGAAGACUUCAAAAGUUGUUGCUGUGCUAAAGGGCGGAUCUGCGCUUUGCUGCAGACCAGCCCCACCCUUUUGGGGGUUAUGGCGGAGGCGGUUUCGAAUAACUCGAGGGGCGUGGCUAGAAGUGCAUUUUUAGGCAAAAAGCGUCACGACCAUUCUCUUCUGUUCCAUCUCUUCUGUUCCAUCUCUUCUCUCCUCUCUUAUCCUUCUCUACUUAUUUAUUUUUAUUUAUUGAAGCUACCUCUUGGACUAUUGAAGGCACCAGUGUGGAUUGUCAUGGAAGCAAGUGUACUCAAUGGCAGGGAAGUGAUAGGAGGCCAAGAAGACAAGGGAGUGGUUGAGAGACUCAAGAAUGAGCUGGAGAUUAUUAAUAACGACUUUAUGAAGGCAAAUGAAGAGAGAGCCAAAGCAGCUGAAUAUGGGUUAGUACUGUUGGAGGAGAAGCAGCAACUACAGUAUAGAAACGAAGAGUUGACAUCGCUCUACGAAACAACAAAACAAGAACUAGAGAAAUCAGCUACUACUAUAAGAUCAGUAUCGAGAGAUUACGAAAAGCGCAUAAAAGAUCUCGAGAGGCAGAGAGAAACGCUCCUGGUCGAGAUGGAAGAGAGAGAGAAAGAAAUGACAAGGAAGACUGUGCAGUUGGAGGAGGAGAGAAGAGGACUGGAGAGACAAUUGAAGAAGACUUCAUCGCAACUUGACUACCUCAUGGAGGGAAAUACUGCACUUAGCAAUGAAAAUGAAAAAAUAAAGAAGGACUACAGUACUGUCAAUGAAGAGCUGAGAGGCUACAAGAAGAGAGAGAUCACUAUGGAGGGAGAACUAGACAGCCUAAGACACGAAGUGGAUAGAGCAAGACCAAAACUCUUACAGCUGUCACAGUACAAAGAAGAACUUCAAAGUCUCACUGAAGCCAAUAAUUCGUUACAAAUGGAGCUAUCAUCGCUACAAGAUCAUUAUGAUAGUAUAGUACAUGAAAAGGAUGACUUAGAGCAGCAGACAAAGGAAGUUUAUGAGGCUCUGAACGAAGAGAGAGAGGCCAAGAGUUUACUCGAAACUAAACUGAGGAAAGACACGUUUAUUACACCUAACAGAGAAGGUGUGGCUAGGGGUGUAGCUUUAUUAAAGAGAGUAGCAGUAUCGGACGACAUGGUCACAACUUCCGUUCCAACGUCUCCAACCGAAAUUCAAAGCUCCACCCCUUUUACCGCCCACACAUCUAAAGAAAUGCCUAGUCUGUUAAGUGAAUUACAAAACUCUUUAAUGUCGUCUGAAGAAGACUCAAGCCACACCCAUCAGGAUGAAGUGAUAGCGGAACUAGAAAGCAAGAAUUCAUUAUUAGCAAGAGAGAAGGAGGAGCUUGAGGGACAAGUGUCGGCCAUUUUGAGCGACGUUGAUAAAUGGAAAAACAAACAUCAAGAACUGGCCGACACUCACGAGACUGACCUCAAUAGUCUCAGAGACGAACUGGAGGCUAAGAAAGAAAUAGUUCAUCAGCUCAACAAUAAAAUUAAUUCGUUGAAUGGAGAGAAAGUGUCGCUGGAGAUUGAAGCUGACGGGAUCAAAGAUGAAAUGACACGAUUUAAGGAAAGCUCUCAAACACAAUUAGAACAAUUAAUGAAAGAGCUGAGAGAGGAACAGGCUAAGAAGGGAGAGUUGAAAUCACGACUGAGCGAGAUCGAAGAUAAAUUAAUGAAUGCAACAGGAACAAGAGAGAAACUGGAGACAAUCCUAUUAUCUUCAAGGGAUGAGUUGGAUCUAAUGAAGGACGGCAUGAAUAAUCUUCACAAAGCAAUCAAUAGCUUACAGCAACAACAGCUACCCAAUGCAAGGACAGGUACUACAGAAAACAGCAGAACCAGUGAGGAGGGAUAUACUAUAAUAAUAGGUCAAGGAGUUGAAGAAAAGAGUAAAUCUAUUGCAAUAAAUAGAGAGAGUCAGUGUCUAACUGAAGUCAUUCAACUGAAGGAUCUAUUACAAUCAAUGUGGUCACCACUAGAAUCAUUCACUAAGAACAUGUUACAACAUAGUCUGAAGCAAUCAACAGAACAGCCACUGCUAGCUAAUGGAAAGGGUAUUCAUGGGAAUGGGAUUGCCGAGGGAAUGGGAAGCGUGGUUAACAGUCCUUUUCAGUCUCCACGGAAAGGCCCUUCAAGCAACAGUGAGGGCGAUAAAACUGAUGAUAGCAAAGAGAUGGAAGUCAUUAUAAAUAAACUAAGAGCUAAACUAGCCAAUAGGACUGAAGAGGUAACCCAACUACGAACCAUAAUGAAAGCAAGGCAGACUACAGGUGAGGUCACUGUUAGUAGCUUAAAGAGCAAGCUAGAGGGGCAAGCUAGGAGCCAUGAAGCUGAGAUCAAUCAGUUUAAGAAUAAGUUAAAGACACUUCGGAAAGAAAGGGACGAUCAGACAAGUCUUUGUGCUCUCACGUCUAAAAGAUGUCAGGAAUAUCUCGGUGAAAUAAGCAAAUUAAAGAGAAAGAUUGAUGAGGCAAAGAGUGAGAGCAAUCGGCUAAGAAGUGAAGCCAAGUUGUUGGAUGUUUAUCUCCAAAGAGCUAUAAAACAGAAACUCGACAUCAGUCAAAAGCUGGAGCGAUAUCAAGAAGAAGAGGAACGAAGUAAAGUAAUACCACUAACCCUCUCAGCUUCAAGAGUAUGACAGUCAAUACCUAUACUGGUUCAUGUUUUAAUAUUUUUAUUAUUAUUAUUAUCAUUUUUAUAACAAUGAGAUACUAUUGGUUAUUAAUAAUUACUAAUAGUUAUUGAUGGUUAUUAAUUCUACUUGCUUUAUUCCGUGCUCUCCGAAGUGCUAUCUCCUUCUAAUCUUUG